Messenger RNA from Blepharisma stoltei, 717 nucleotides. NCBI's taxonomy places the organism in Eukaryota, Ciliophora, Heterotrichea, Heterotrichida, Blepharismidae. The record is from the annotation of a GenBank genome assembly.
AUGGCAUUCCGCUUAGCACGACUCUUUAGAACUUUUAGCUUUUCUUACCCCCUCCAUAGACUCCCGCCACUUUCAUAUCAACCAGUCCGAUUUUUCGCUAGCAAAAAGAAAGGAAAAGACAAUGACAAGAAAGGCAAAGGAAAGAAUAGAAAUCAAUCUGACGAAGAAGUUGACGAAGAAUUUGACAUUGAGCCUAUAAAAAAAGACAUGGCGAAGCCAUUAAAACAUUUCGAAGAAUGCUUACAAAGAGUCACCCUUUCUAGAGGCGACCCUAGGAUUUUUGAUGAGCUUUAUGUGACUUCUAAGCAUGAUAAUUUGUCAAAUCUAGCCCAAGUCGCUAUGAGAAAUGCUAGUGAGGUUUCUAUAAAGCCAUUUGAUGCUGCAAAUACAGACGCUAUAAUUACAGCUAUACAAGCAGCAAAUUUGAAUGUCAAUUGCAGAAAAGAAGGCUCUGGGACUAUUUCAGUGUCCAUCCCAAAGCCUACAAAAGAGAUGAGAAAUGAGCUGAUAAAGCAAGCUAAACAAUAUUUAGAAGAAACUAAAAACUCAAUUAGGAAUCGUCGUACACAUGCUUUAAGCCAAAUCAAAGAUAUCACAAGCAUAGGCGAAGACGACGUAAAAAAUUUACAAAAAGAAGUCCAGAAAAUCCAUGACAGCAUCAUCAAAAAAGCGGAAGAAAUGCUUGCUGCUAAGGAAAAAGCUAUAAAUCAAGGAUAA